Molecule: messenger RNA, 2553 nt
Organism: Verruconis gallopava
Lineage: Eukaryota; Fungi; Ascomycota; Dothideomycetes; Venturiales; Sympoventuriaceae
Exons: 4
Coding region: 1-2529 (842 amino acids)
Biological process (GO): glucan catabolic process
Molecular function (GO): beta-glucosidase activity
Source: RefSeq, a predicted model, not a curated record
AUGGACAUCUUGCCUAAUGCUGAACCCCGAGAGACCCGAGAUGAUAUUAAUCAAUUAGCGCGGAGACUGAGCCUGCGCGAACAAGUUCUUCUGCUCUCUGGUUCCGACUUCUGGCGGACUGCUGAGAUACCCCAUCAUGGAAUCCCAUCGAUCAAAAUGACGGACGGGCCAAGCGGGGCCCGGGGUGAAUACUUUGAUAACGGGACACCUGCUGCACUCUUCACCUGUGGUAUCUCCUUAGCGGCAACGUGGAACACGGAGCUCAUCCAAAACAUUGGCGUACAUCUAGGGAAAGAAACCAGAGCACGAGGUGCAAAUGUUCUGCUUGCUCCAACUGUGAACAUACACCGUUCUCCUCUGGGUGGACGUAACUUCGAAUCGUUUUCGGAAGACCCAUUUUUGACAGGAAAGAUCGCCGCUGCCUAUAUUCGCGGAGUUCAAAGUGAGGGCGUUGCAGCGACAAUCAAGCAUUUUGUUGCGAAUGAGCAGGAAACUCACCGAAUGACAAUAAACUCAGUAGUUGACGAACGGACGUUGCGCGAGAUCUAUCUGAAACCGUUCGAGAUUGCAAUCCGAGAAAGUCGUCCUUGGGCUUUGAUGAGCUCAUACAACCUCAUUAAUGGCAUCCAUGCCGACGUCAAUGAGUUUACACUAAAGACAAUUCUCAGAGGAGAGUGGGGUUUCGAUGGAGCCGUGAUAUCUGACUGGACUGCGCUUACGGAGGCAACCGGCGUGGAAUCAGUCCGUGCCGGAUGUGAUAUUGAAAUGCCGGGCCCUGCAAAAUGGAGAGGCGAACGUCUAAUUCAGGCAGUACAAAGUGGACACGUAUCACUGGAAGAUGUCCAAAAUGCGGUGAAAAGGGUGCUUCGGCUCAUUCAGCGAACGAAGGGGCUUGAGAAUUUUCACUAUCCAGGAGAGCUGCCGGAUGACAAUAAGGCUCUGAGUAGAGCCAUCAAAAAAGCCGCAGUGGAGGGCAUCGUCCUGCUCAAGAACGAUGAAAAUAUUCUGCCUAUAGCGAACGCUCGGAAGAUUGCCGUCAUCGGUCCAAAUGCGGAGAGAUGUGUAGCAGGUGGAGGAGGAAGUGCAAAGGUGAACCCAUAUUAUUUAACUUCACCCCUUGACGGUAUCAUCGCUGCCACUGACGCUCAGGUACUACAUGCCAAAGGCUGUGACACUGCAAAAUGGCUUCCUCUAGCAUCAGGUUAUUGCAGAGCAUCAUCUGGCAAGACUGGAGUCGUAAUAGAAUAUUACAAAGGUGAUGAGUUUCAAAACGAUCCAGUAAGCGUUCAGUAUAAGGCGAGCACCGAUCUGUACCUUUGGGAUUCAGCACCGAAGCAAGUUCUUCCCGACUACUCCUUCAGAGUCAGGACAUCUCUUCUACCAAAGACAACCGGAACACAUACACUUAGUUUCUCGUCCGUUGGUCCUGGGCGACUAUUGCUCAACGGCGAGCUGUUCAUCGACAACUGGGAAUGGACAGAAGAAGGAGAGGCCAUGUUUGGCAACUCGAUGGAGGUUCGCAGGUCUAUAUAUCUUAAAGCUGACGUCCCUGUUGAACUCCUUGUCGAAAGCACAUCCGCCUCACGACCACGAAGUAAAAUCGAUACGGUUGGUACACAUGGAUAUGGUGGUUGCCGUAUUGGCUACCAAGAAGAGCAAAAAACGGAUCUUGUAGCUGAAGCUGUAAAGCUCGCCUCAGAAGCGGACAUUGCCAUUUUGGUCGUCGGGCUUGACAACGAGUGGGAAUCGGAAGGCUACGACCGAAAGGACAUGGAACUGCCCAGAGACGGAAGUCAAGAUCGUCUCAUCGAGGCUGUUCUUAGCAGCAACCCCAGGACCGUCGUUGUCAACCAGUCAGGAUCUCCGGUAGCCAUGCCAUGGGCUGACAAAGUGCCUGCAAUAGUGCAGGCCUGGUAUCAGGGCCAGGAAGCAGGAAACGCGCUGGCAGAUGUACUUUUCGGGAAAUGCAACCCUAGCGGCAAGCUUCCAACAACCUUUCCAAAACGACUUGAAGACAACCCUUCGUACGGCAACUGGCCGGGCCAAAACCUUAGCGUCGUCUAUGAAGAAGGCAUCUUCGUUGGCUAUCGACACUACGAGCAGCAUAACAAGGCUCCGCUCUUUCCGUUCGGCCACGGUCUGUCCUACACCAAAUUUCUGUACUCGAAGCCCCAACUCAGCUCCACGGUGCUGAUUCAAGAAUGCCCCAUCACCGUAACGGUUCCGAUAACUAACGUCGGCAAGCUAGCUGGUCACGAGGUCGUCCAAGCAUAUAUCCGCGCUCGCCAGUCCGCUGUACCGCGGCCCAAGAAAGAACUACGUGCCUUUGCGAAAGUCCUCGUUCAGCCUGGCCAGACGCAUGUAGUGGACUUAAAAGUCGAUAAGUAUUCGGUUGGAUACUACAACGUGAAUUUGGGCUCCUGGGUCGCCGAGCAAGGGGACUUCGAGAUUUUGAUCGGAGCCAGCUCAUCCGACAUAAGGUGUUCUGCGACAUUCCAAGUCCAGAAUUCUUUCACAUGGCUGUUUUGAUAUUCUUCAAAUACAUCUCAACAC